Haemonchus placei is the source of this 747-nucleotide messenger RNA. The record is from the annotation of a GenBank genome assembly. NCBI's taxonomy places the organism in Eukaryota, Metazoa, Nematoda, Chromadorea, Rhabditida, Trichostrongylidae.
AUGACUGCUCAAAGAUCUUUGUAGUCACCAACCGCCAGAAAUACCAUCUCUUCUCAGCUUCACAGACUGAACCAAGGACAACACUAUGGUACCUGCUCGAUGAAAAGACAGCUGAGGUACCAUUACAAGAAGCCACUGUUGUCGCGGAUGACCUCAACGCUACGAUCGAUUAUAGCUGUCAUGGUGUUUUUGGAUAUGGGUCGUCACACUAAUGGUGAGCGAAUUUUCGGAUAUACAGAUUCGCAUAAUCUCGCCAUUGUAUACACGAAAUUUCGGGAACGUGACUACCAUCUCAUAACCUUCUAUAGCGGUGAGAACAGAUCACAAAUUGAUUUCGUUUUUGUCAGGCGAUCAGUGGCUCGUAACAGAAGACAGUGAAACGGUUGCAGCACAACACCGACCACUGAUUUGUACGCUAAAGAUCGUCCCGCCGAAAUCGAAAGUAGCUGAAAGGUGUGGGCCAACGAGAAUCAAAUGGUGGCGUCUGAAGGAGCAAGAUGCAGCCAUCGUUUACCGCAUUCUAUUACCAGCGGUAACGACUGUCGACGAAACUUGGAAGGGAGCUGCCGAAGCGAUCACCAGGGAUGCGUGGUCGGAGCUCGGCAUGGCCAAGCCAGGGCGCGAAAGGUUAACAGGCAAGUAUGGCUGUGGAUAGACUAUGUCGGAGAUAAAGUACGUGAGAAGAAAAAGCAGUACCAUGCAUUUCUCUUCGAAAGGCAGGUGAUAACUGGCAGGGCUACCAGAUAG